Molecule: messenger RNA, 2655 nt
Organism: Phytophthora sojae
Lineage: Eukaryota; Oomycota; Peronosporomycetes; Peronosporales; Peronosporaceae
Exons: 6
Coding region: 1-2655 (884 amino acids)
Biological process (GO): proteolysis
Molecular function (GO): cysteine-type peptidase activity; zinc ion binding
Source: RefSeq, a predicted model, not a curated record
AUGUUUAGUCGUUUUCCCGAAGUCCUCAUGAUCGACGCCACUCAUGGGACAAACGUGUCCAAGUACAAAGUCUUUUCUUUUAUGCAUGCUCUCGUCCAAAACGAGCGCUACGAAACUUUGGAGACGGCCAUCGAGACUUUUAAAAAGCAUAACCCUGCUUGGGAAAAGCUGCGGUGUGUGGUGAUUGAUAAGGACUUCACGGAAAUCAGUGUGCUGAAGGCAGCGUUCCCGAACGUGACAAUUCUUUUGUGUCACUUUCACGUGAUCAAAUAUUUGCAUGAAGAUAUAGCGAACUCGGAGUAUGGCUUUACUGCGUGGCAAAAGGAGCAGAUCCGGGCAUCGAUCUACUUGCUCGUGUAUUCGAGUACCGAGCGGGAAUAUCAGAAGAAUCGUCGUUUCAUGAGUUACUUGAUCAACUUGGGAGCUGCCGCACGUAGUACUGCCGAGGUGCCACCGCCGGUCUCGUCAUCGGAGCAAUCCGAAGCUGACCAGGAAGACCCCAACACAUUGGACGACCCCUCGCACGGCUCUAAGCAUCCAUUUGAGAUCUACUUCACGAACAAUUGGGACAAUUGCAAGGAGAUGUGGUGCGCGUACACGCGCCAAUCUGCUCUAACGCUCGGUAACAAUACGAAUAACCGCCUGGAGUCAUCCUGGAAGCAGCUGAAGGAUAUUCUGGAUCCGUUCAUGAAAGUGGACGAGUGCAUUGCGGCCAUGAUGUCCUACCAGGCGCAGAUGGAGGAAGAUUUUAUCUCUCGGGUUUUUAAGCUUAGUGUCGUCCAACAUGCUGAGUACGACGAAGAAAUGAGUCAUCUCGCCAACCUCGUGAGCGAACAUGCUUGCCAGCUGAUUCACAAGCAGUAUCAAUUCGCUCUAACUCGCGCUGCAUACCGAUGCUCAGAAGCGGUACCCGGGAUCUAUUUUAUCCAGAACGACAUUGACGAAGAGGAUUAUCUUGACGAGCCGGCUGCUGAGUACUCGGUUACGCGAAGGACUUGGACCUGCUCAUGCAAGUUUAUGUGUACGCAUCUCUUGCCUUGCCGCCACAUUUUUUAUUUGCGAAAGAUACUUAAGAUGGAGACGAUUAUCCCACCGCAGUGCCUGGAAAAACGACGGCUCUUAUCGGCAAUAAGAGCACGGGUUAAUACUGUACCCACUCGGAGAUCCGCACCCUGGGACGUGAAUCGCAAAUAUCGGGAAGCAAAUGAAGUUGCGUCGGGAAUAUGUGGUACAAUGAGUGGGUUUGGCAUGCCUGAAUAUCGAAAGGCGUUGGGUAUUUUAAAACGUAUGGAACAGCUUAUCAAAAGUGGCCAAGUGGAGACAAUUGGACACCUACUACUCACGUUGGUUCCACCUACGUCGCAUAAUAUGCCCGAGGCGGAGCCUCUCAUGCAGUCGACAAGCUUACAAGAAGAUCGAAUGCCGUCUUCACCUCCAGUUCCACCUCCGAUGGCCUUGCUUGGGUCGCCUACAUAUUCUGCAAGAGCAAUGAUCGAGCUCCGCCCAUCCGAUCCUGCUGGUGCUGAAAACAGUGAGCACACUCAAAGCCAACGGAGCGAGUCAAAUCGUGGCGAAAGUGUAGGCGAUCCCGCCGGUGCUGCAGCCAUCGUGCAGCCGGUAAUCUCCCAUACCAAUGACCGUAACCGAACCUCCUCGGGUGAGUCUAAUCCUCGACAAAUUACGCUCACUAAACGAACCACCCAUGUUGACUUCGGAGUCGAGGGCCCACCCCAAGCACGCGGCCGACCCCGCCAGAACCGAAACCUCAGCCUCGCUAAUUUGGACGAGGCGCUGAGAAGUACCCUGACCAACUGCUCAACGCAAUUUUUCCGAAAGUUCAACGUGUACAACUUCGCCAAGCGCCCAAAAGCUCCGACCGCAUAUGUGUUUUCCAAAAUACCUACUGGGAAAACAAUACUGGAGCUGCUGGAUCUUACUCGCGUCUUACCAGCGGAAUUACUACAGAGAUGUCAGGCAAAGGUCACGGCUCUUCAAAAGAAACAUGCAGAUCUUGCUGAAAUAGAUACGGCGUUGGAAAUUCAUGGAGUUGGAAUAUUUUCCGCAAAAUGGCACCAAACUAUAGCGGCUCUGAAUCGGAUCGACACGGCGAUCCGGUGGAUCGAGACAAUUGAUUUUCGCCAGCAAGUGCCCCAGAGGUACUUUACGCAACUCGAUGACGAGCUUCCACAACGGAUUAGGCAACUGGACCCACUCGCAAACACUGUAGACAGAAUCACGGCAAAGCUAUUCGGGCAAGAGAGAUCGAUUAUUGCUCUUCAUUCGACACUGUUCGGCUGUGUUGUGAACGGAAAAACCACCACGGACAUGGCCACGAUCGAGAAUGCUUUUCAUGGCCUUUCGACUGAGAAGAUUUUGAUUCCUAUCAACUGUAAUGGAAACCACUGGUGUUCCAUCAUGAUCGACAUGAAUACGGCCAGCAUCAGCUACUACGACCCAAUGAGCUCUAGCUACGCGUCGAGUGCUAGAAUUCUAGCAGAAAAGCUGAAAGGUAUCCUAUCGAAAACUAGCUGCCGACACUUUCGUACUUCGGCAUAUGUCACGGACAUGGGCGUUCAAGUUGAUAGUUACAGUUGCGGGAUGUUCGUCUUACUUGCAUUUGAAGCGUUUUCGGGGGGCAUCGCUCGGGUACCUUAG